GUGAACCAUCAAGACGCAUCGUAAGACAUGAAUCAAUAACAAUGGUCUUCUACUUUGGCUUUGUCUGUUUCCUGCACACACCAGCCAUCUUGACCAUACAUUGGCCCCCGAACACGUCCGGUGUAUGUUGUCCUAUUGACAUAAGCAAUGCAGACCUCAAUACACUACAUUGCUAGGACCCCGAACUUGGAGACAGAGAAGGCCUUCGUCACGGACUUUCCGGUGGACCAUGUAGAAGGCGCUGUCCGACAGAAUACCGUGCCCGAUCAUCGUCAGGUAUUCGUGGCCGCGGUUGAUGACCCAGCCAAGUACAAGCUUGACGUGCACGGCUUCUGUUUUAUACGUGGCUAUCAGACUCAUCUUGAUCCUGAGAAGGCCUGCAAGGACAAAGCUUCGGUGGAGGAGGCCUACUGGUAUGAGAUUGAGGCCAUUCUACAUGAGAGGUUUCCACAGUACUCGAGGGUUGAAUGCUUUGAUAUGACAGUAAGAAAGCGCGAUCCCGACUUCCCGGAAGUCGUGAGGGUCUAUCGCGAUGAGCAUGAGCAGCCGUCACCGGAAGGAAAGAGGUUCGACAUGCUCAAUGUAUGGCGCCCCCUAAGGCAGCCGACCGACGACUGGCCACUCGCUGUUUGCGACUAUACCACUGUCGACACAGAGAAUGAUAUCCUGCUCGAAGAUGCGAUACGCCGGGAUCGUGUCGAGGAAAUCAGCUCCUUGCACUACAACAAAGACCAUAAGUGGUACUACAUGAAAGACCAAGGAGUUGAUGAUUUGCUGGUCUUCCGCAACGCCGACUCGCAUGGAGAAAAAGCACGUGCUUUUCACACUGCUGUACUUAAUCCUCUAUCUCAAGGCCCUCCGAGGGAAAGUGUAGAAGUUCGCCUGGUAGCUAUUUACUAAUAUAUAUCAUGUCACAUUUCGGGGUCAUCCUAAAAUGUAUAAUAACCUGAUUUCCGGUCUUCCUAGACAACGCAACUUUCCUUUCCGUCUCAGACCACAUAGCCGGCCCUAUGACCACGAUCCGACCCUGGUGGCGGUGACGGACUGUCGCCUCCGGCAGCAGUCGUCUUC
Molecule: messenger RNA, 1071 nt
Organism: Ilyonectria robusta
Lineage: Eukaryota; Fungi; Ascomycota; Sordariomycetes; Hypocreales; Nectriaceae
Exons: 6
Coding region: 148-900 (250 amino acids)
Molecular function (GO): oxidoreductase activity
Source: RefSeq, a predicted model, not a curated record